CGCAGAGGGAGUCGAUCUCUCGAAUCGAUUUAUUUUUCUCACGGCCCGGGGUGGGGGUGGGGGACGGAUAACUUGGGGCCUCUGCUGCCGGGAUAAACAAGGAAACCUUUGCGCCGCGGUGGAGAAGGGGAGGCGGGCUGCGAGCGCCGAGCCCCCUUUGUCGAGUCCUACAAGUCCCAUGACGCUCGGCGAAGUUCUGCGGUUGCCACAGUAACGGAGACCUGAAAACAACUCCUUCCGCCCAUGUAGCCCAAGGAACCAGGUAACGCGGACAGAGGAGCGGCCGGGUGGAAGCUUCUGUCUGCGCGCGGGAGAAGGGAAGAAGCCUAAGCCCUGAGCUGCACAGGGAGUAAGAGUUGCUCUUGGUCCUGGCUCUGGGUAAGAGAGGUCCAAGAAGGUGGAGGAGGAGCACGUGGGGGAUCAUAAAGGGACUGUAGGAGGCGCGCUCCUUCGGGGGGCAGCAGAUCUUCCCUUCUCCUUCCUCUUGAACUUGCCGGAAUUGCUUCUGUCGUUUAUCCUCCGCGACUCCUCCAGCCCCACCAACCAGGAAAGGGGGAAGCCGCCCGCAGUGAGAUUGCAGCCCUAGGCUCACUGAUCCCGUGGUGCAUGAUACUUUCCCCCAACAUUUCCUCUUUUAUUUAAUUUUUGAAACUUUUCAGAAGUUUUUUUUCUUUUCCCACCACUGUUAUCCCAUGUCGUUUCUCAAUACUUCCUCCCAGCGCUUGCUUUGUUCUUGCCUUUCUCUGAAUCUCUGAAUUCAGCUUCAUUUAUAUAAAAGCUGUGUAGUAGAGGACUCAGCAAGUUAAACAUGUUUUUAAACAUGUAAGUGAAAGGUAGGUCAUACAGUUAGGGGCCUUUGGUUCUUUGUGGGCUUCUGCAGUAGCAAAGGGUGACUUGCUGUUCCCCUUUCUCAGUUUAAUUGCCAAGACUAAUGCUCAGGCUGCAUACAUUUGUCUGGAGGCAGUUUGGGCCGACGCAAAAUUUUCCCAUGCAAGUUUAAAUCCUUUGCAUUGCAAUAUAUAAAAAUGUCAAUACUGUUCCUUUUGUUUUAGCCUUUUUAGUUCCUUGAGUGAACUCAGAACUCAAGGAAUGUUCAUGAGGAAUUGCAGUUCGUGGAUGACAGUGCUACGAAUAUAGUCUAUAGGGCCAGCACAUCACAUCUUUGGAAAGUAAAUUUUAUAAUAAAGGUGACCGAAACUGUGAAGAUUUAUUGGUGCAGAAUUAGAGCGAACUACUUCCAAAGAAAAAAGGAUGAGGCCCUGAGUAAGCAGUGACAAUACAGCAUAAUUUCAAUUUCUGACAUAAGCACCAUGUUCUUUUUGUGGUUUUCAGUAUACUGUAAUUGACAAUCCUCUUGACUUUGAUAGGCUGUAGAUCUCUAACAAUGGAAUGAUGGCUUCAGAUGACUACAUUGUCCAUUUUGUAGUUCAAGAAGACAAUAAAUGUGAACAAGUUACAAAAAGUAGAAGUCCAAGUGAUUCUCCUAGUAGGGUCUGCAAGAGCACCCAAAGCAAAUGCAGCACUAAAGUUAGCCACUGUAGUAAGUGUUCCAGUCAGUGUGGAACUUUUCAACUUGACUAUUCCAAUGACUUCAACCAGGAUGUUUCAAGAAGGGCUAGCAGCAGUAGCAGCAGUUAUUCAGAGCAGGACAGCUGCAGAAAUUCUCAGGUCUACUAUUAUGAAGAUUUUCACACAUACUCUUCAGAAACCCCUUGCAGCAAUGGCAGUGGAUACAGCAGUAUUUUAGAACAGCCAGAAACCAAAGAGGAGGAAUUAUCAAUGAAAACAAAGGAAAAUGAUCACCAAGCCAAAGCUUGUUUUGUUCUUAAUGUAGGGGGUAAAACACUUCCUAAGAAGAAACAGCGGCAAAAGAGCUUUUUCAAUACUAGCACUAUAAUCACUUCCCAGAAGAACAAUGUAGCUUGCCGCUUAUUGUCAGCCAGGCUUCACAAAGUUAAAGAGCUGAAAAAUGAAGUGUCUGUUCUGAAGAAAAAACUGGAGGCAUCUAACAUGGAAAAUCAGAUUUUGAAGCGGCUUCAAUAUCGACAUUUGAAAGCAAUAAGUAAAUACGAAAAUGCAGAGACUAAUCUGCCUGAUCUUCUAGCAAAACAGUGUGGUGAAGUGAGGACUCUCAGGGUACUUCUUAGGAAAUCUCAAGAGCAGGAGCGCAGUGCGUCCAAGAAACUUAGAGAAGUUGAGGCACAACUACUAAAGACAAAAGAUACCUUACUGGCAUUGCAGAAACUUUCAGAAGACAAGAAUCUCGCAGAAAGAGGAGAACUUAGACGCAGGUUAAACACCCUCACACAAAGAAUGGAAACUGGUGAUAAGAGAAUUCAGGUCUUAGAAAAGCAGCUGCUGUUGAAUAAUACCUCCUUUAGUCAUCAGUUAGCAGUUGAGAAGAAAAAGACUCUUGAAGCUCAGUUGAUUACCACGAAUUUGCAAAUGGAAAUCAAGUCACUUAACCAAAAAAUCAAGGAAAAAGAACGAGAACUUGGUGUGAGAAAUAUUUAUGCAAAUCGGAUGCUUAAAGGCCAACAGGACAAAGGUGGUUCAGAGUCUCCCCCCAAAGCUGUCAAUGUCUCCAAGUCGGUACAAGUAGAUGUGAAUCUAGAAGCAACAGCUCUUCAAAAGCACGAGGCAGAGAAAACUUCAGUUGUUUUUUUAAAAGAGGAGAUGACAACCAAAGAUAUUAACUGCAAAGACAAACUAUGUGAUGUGGAUAAAGAGAUGGAAUCAAAAACAGAAGUUCAUCAAAAUCAAAAAUUAACAAUGCAACAGAUUUUGAAUAUAGCAUGCACAGGGGAAGAGAUAUGUCCAAAUACAGAAAAACUUUUCAGAUGUGAAAACCUAGAAAGACAGAAAAACAGGAGGGAAAGACAAAGGCUCAACUUGUUGAAAGAAGAGUUUGAGAAAUUAAGGACAGACCAAGCAUUGGAGUCCACAAAUGACAUCCAACAAAAAAUGAAUAACCAGGAAGAAGUUGCAACUGAAAAACAAGAAAAUGAGCCAAAACAAGUGAGCUGUGAUAAAAUGGAAACAGUAACACAAAGAUACAAAACACCUUCCACAUUAAAGAAACAGUAUGUAUUUUCAGAAGCUGUUGAAAAUUUGCAUCAGGGAUACCCUUCAACAGGUCCACUGUCCAACACAAGCACCACCUGCAGUAGUAGACAAGUGAAUAGACACCAGGGUGAAAUAGCUGAGUUGAAGGCAGAAAAUUCAAGCAGUGCCUAUGAACCGUCAUUUGGUAAGGUUACCAAAACAAGGCAAAAGGACACCACGUUGACGCUUGGCAAAGAACACAUUCCUGCAGUAUCAACAGAAAAGAAAACCACUCUUAUGGAAGAACUCUUUGGUCCAAGCUGCAUCUUAAAGGACAGUCACUCAAAACUUAAUUUAAAAGAGGCAGUUAAGGAAAAAAAAACUUUGAUGAGUGAAAAGUCUUAUGAGAUUUCACAAGUCAAUGAUGGUUUGCAGUGUGGCGAUUCCAAACAAGCCCAUAUAAAGGUUUUCCAUACAUUUGCCUUUCUGGAAAACUUUAAAUAAUUACUGCCAUAAUUUAACAAUAUUUUCAUAUUAAAACACACACAGUAUAUGAAAAUAAUUCAUUAACUGCUGCAGACUGGGUCCCCCCCCCUGGAGAAAGUUUCAUUUACCAUAAGAGGUAAACAUUUUAUAUUCCAUUGCAGGAAAACAUGCAUGCAAGUUAUCAGUUUAUAUUGUAACAAUGAAAUAAUCAUAUUGCAGUGCAUUUUAAAAAAUUAAAAUGAAGCACAAUGACAGGUCUAUUAAUAGAGCUCUAAAUAAGAAUACAUUGAAAAGAAUUGCAUUGAAUAGGCAUUGGUGGUAAAGCUUAUUGGGGAAAAAGACAGUUAAUGUGUAUUACAAUAGAAAAAUGAGGCACUGCAUAACUUUUUUCUUAUUCCAUUCCACAAAGCCUCUUAAAUGAAUGCAGUGAUUCAAAUUAUCUACAUAGUCCCAGUUAGGAAAGUGAAUGCUUACAUGAAGGGGCCUUCAAAUAGGGCGCUUUUGACCCAUCCAUGUUGAUUUGUGUAAUCUGAUAUAGAUAAUGAGUGCAAGUUAUGGGGCUGUUGCCAGAAAGAAGAAUGACAGUAAGGCCUAUUUUAUUAACUCUCAAAUUUGGCCAUCUUCAGACUACACAGACUAAUUCAACUGUCUAUACAAAUUUCUCAGUGCAGGAAGAUAUGUUGGUUACAGUAAUUUCUAUGGUUAUAAUUGGAUAUCCAUAUUGUUUUUUACUAUUGUAACUGAACCCCAAAUAUGGAAAACAGGUAGCAUUCAAAACAGCCAUUAAAAGCUCUUCUUCUAAUCAAACAUUAUUGGUAAUUUAAAUAUUAAAUAUUGUGCUACCCACAACUUUGUUCUCUUUUAUUUUCCUUCUUAGAACACAAAAUAUUGAACAUAAUUAGUACAAAGAGGUGUCAAUAUAUGCAACAGGAUCCAGUAUGAUUAAACACACAACUGCAACAAUGUAUCAUUUCAUCUGUUCCUAACAAAUAGGAGAUUGAUCUUACUGCCAUGAUGUACCUAGAGCACUUAGGAUCAGGGAAGCUGCACACCAGCACUUCAGUGGUACAGUAGUAGAUAAAUAGGGACUGCUUACCAGCGGGAAGGUAAACGGCGUUUCCGUGUGCGGCUCUGGCUCGCCAGAGCAGCGAUGUCACGCUGGCCA
Podarcis muralis (Common wall lizard) is the source of this 4696-nucleotide messenger RNA. The record is from RefSeq and is a predicted model, not a curated record. Lineage: Eukaryota; Metazoa; Chordata; Lepidosauria; Squamata; Lacertidae.